AUGUAUCACUGGGUGGCAGCAGAAGCAUCCGCAGUGGGCGGCCAGACACCGCUUUGCAUAGUUAAUACGCUUGCUCCGGCUGAAUUCUCGCCUGUGCUGGCGCCUGGCUCAAGCAGGCAAUCGCCCCUGUCGCAAGCUUUUGCUCACUGCACGAACACGAAUGCUGUUGAGUCAAAACGAGACGUGAAUUCGCCACAGUCCAAAAAAUGCAAAAUAAGCGGCGACACCGCAACUGGGUACCACUACGGGGUGAAGAGCUGCGAGCCCUGCAAUGCUUUUCUUCGUCGUUCCGCCAUGAAACAUAUACAGUAUACUUGCGAAGAAAGCGAAAAUUGCGCGGUGAAUGUGAAAAACCGGAAUCGGUAUCAGAAAAGUCGUUUCGACAAGUGUGUAAAAGUUGGUAUGGAUAAAGAAGCAGUACGCAAUGAUAGAGGCCAGCGAUGA
This is a messenger RNA of Gongylonema pulchrum, 444 nucleotides long. Lineage: Eukaryota; Metazoa; Nematoda; Chromadorea; Rhabditida; Gongylonematidae. The record is from the annotation of a GenBank genome assembly.